Molecule: messenger RNA, 2517 nt
Organism: Fraxinus pennsylvanica
Lineage: Eukaryota; Viridiplantae; Streptophyta; Magnoliopsida; Lamiales; Oleaceae
Source: the annotation of a GenBank genome assembly
AUGGCUAUGGUGGCACAGCAACAUAGAGAGAGUAGCAGUGGGAGCAUGAACAAGCAUCUUGAUUGUGGGAAGUAUGUCCGGUACACAGCGGAGCAGGUGGAGGCUUUGGAAAGGGUCUAUGCCGAGUGCCCAAAGCCGAGCUCCUUGCGCAGGCAACAGCUGAUCCGAGAAUGCCCCAUUCUUUCCAACAUUGAGCCCAAACAAAUUAAAGUUUGGUUUCAAAAUCGAAGGUGUCGGGAGAAGCAGAGAAAAGAAUCUACUGGGCUUCAAAGUGUGAAUAGAAAAUUGACUGCUAUGAACAAGCUGUUGAUGGAGGAAAAUGAUCGCCUGCAGAAGCAGGUGUCACAACUGAUAAGCGAGAAUGGGUACAUGCACCAACAAUUGCAAACUGCACCAGUGGGAACUACUGAUCCAAAUUGCGAGUUGGCUGUCACCACUCCCCAGCAUUCUCUCAGAGAUGCUAACAACCCUGCUGGACUCCUCUCGAUUGCGGAAGAGACCUUGGCAGAGUUCCUUUCGAAGGCUACUGGAACUGCUGUCGAUUGGGUCCAAAUGCCUGGAAUGAAGCCUGGUCCGGAUUCAGUAGGGAUCUUUGCCAUUUCACAUAGAUGCCGUGGAGUGGCAGCUCGAGCAUGCGGUCUUGUAAGUUUAGAACCACCAAGGAUUGCAGAGAUUCUUAAAGAUCGAAAUAUUUGGUUCCGGGACUGUCGGAGCCUUGAAGUUUUCACUAUGUUUCAGGCUGGAAAUGGAGGAACAAUUGAGCUUCUCUAUACCCAGACGUAUGCGCCAACAAUACUGGCUCCUGCUCGUGAUUUUUGGACUCUGAGAUACACAACCACCUUAGAGAAUGGCAGUCUUGUGGUGUGUGAGAGAUCUCUUUCUGGUACUGGGGCUGGCCCAAAUCCAGCUACUGCUUCACAGUUUGUAAGAGCCGAUAUUCUUCCAUCUGGAUAUUUGAUCCGGCCAUGUGAUGGUGGAGGAUCAAUCAUUCACAUUGUAGAUCACCUUAAUCUUGGGGCUUGGAGCGUGCCAGAGGUGCUACGACCACUUUAUGAAUCUUCAAAAGUAGUGGCACAGAAAAUGACAAUUGCAGCAUUGCGAUAUAUUAGGCAGAUAGCCCAAGAGACAAGUGGUGAGGUGGUAUAUGGUCUUGGCAGGCAACCAGCUGUUCUGCGUACUUUCAGCCAGAGACUAAUCAGAGGCUUUAAUGAUGCGAUAAACGGAUUCAGUGAUGAUGGCUGGUCGAUAUUGAACUGUGGCGGUGCUGAAGAUGUUGUAGUUGCCGUUAAUUCAUCCAAGAACCUGAGCACUGGUACAAAUACAGUUUCCUUGCUUGGAGGUAUUCUCUGUGUGAAGGCGUCUAUGCUGCUUCAGAAUGUCCCUUCAGCAGUGUUAAUUCGAUUUCUAAGGGAGCAUCGAUCAGAAUGGGCAGACUUCAAUGUUGAUGCCUAUUCUGCUGCAGCCUUGAAAGCAAGCUCAUAUGCAUAUCCAGGAAUGAGGCCUACAAGAUUCACUGGAAGUCAAAUCAUCAUGCCACUUGGACACACAAUUGAACACGAAGAGAUGCUUGAAAUGAUUCGUUUGGAAGGAGAUCCACUCAGUCAUGAAGAUGCUUUUAUUUCAAGAGACAUUCAUCUCCUACAGAUGUGUAGUGGAAUUGACGAGAAUACAGUGGGGGCAUGCUCUGAGCUAGUUUUUGCUCCAAUUGAUGAAAUGUUUCCAGAUGAUGCACCUCUACUGCCUUCUGGUUUUCGAGUAAACCCGCUGGAUCCGAAACCAGGUGAUUUACAGGAUCCUUUGAAUUCGUAUAAAACUCUAGAUUUAACAUCAAGUCUCGACGUUCGCCCGGUUGCCAAGCAUGCCGCUGGAUAUGCGGCUUCGUCUUGCAGUGCACGAUCAGUAUUGACUAUUGCUUUUCAAUUCCCAUUUGAGAGAAAUUUACAGGACAAUGUUGCUACAUUUGCAUGCCAGUAUGUUCGUAGUGUGAUUUCCUCUGUACAGAGGGUUGCCAUGGCCAUAACCCCAUCAAGUUUGAGCCCUGCAAUUGGGCCAAAGCUGUCUAUGCACUCUCCAGAAGCUGUAACACUUGCACAUUGGAUCUGUCAGAGCUAUAGCUAUCAUGUGGGGGUUGAAUUGGUGCGAACCGACUCUUUGAAUGGUGAAUUAUUAUUGAAGACACUUUGGCAUCACCAAGAUGCCAUUUUGUGCUGCUCAUUGAAGGCACUGCCAGUUUUAACAUUUGCAAACCAAGCUGGGCUUGACAUGUUGGAAACAACUCUGCUGGCUCUCCAAGACAUAACAUUAGACAAGAUAUUUGAUGAUUCUGGAUGCAAAGCGAUGUUUUCAGAAUUAGCUAAGAUCACACAACAGGGAUUUUCUUACUUGCCUGGCGGGAUCUGUAUGUCAACAAUGGGACGCCAUGUCUCGUAUGAACAAGCCAUCUUGUGGAAAGUUGCAGCAGAAGAUAACUCUGUCCACUGCAUUGCCUUUGCUUUUGUUAAUUGGUCUUUCGUGUGA